AUGUUCGAUGUCUUUCGACCCGCUCGCGAGAUCAGGACGGAGCUUGGCCGCUACAGGCUUCUCUCCCCCUCUGCCGCCAUCAGAGUCUCGCCCCUCUGCCUCGGGGCCAUGAGCCUUGUCGACCAGCUUCUCGAUACUUUAUACGAGGCUGGCGGUAACUUGAUUGACACUGCUAAUAAUUACCAGAACGAGCAGUCCGAGAUGAUUAUCGGCGAGUGGAUGGAGAAGAGGGGCAUCAGGGAUGGGAUUGUCCUUGCCACUAUUCUACCUUCGGCCUCGACAGGAACGAACGAGGGCAAGUUUGAAGGUAUCGCUGCCAAUUACUGCGGCAACCACAAGAAGAAUCUUCGCUUGACUGUCGAGUCUUCUCUCAAGAAGCUUCGAACCGACUAUAUCGACCUGCUUUACAUCCAUUGGUGGGACUAG
This is a messenger RNA of Cryptococcus wingfieldii CBS 7118, 426 nucleotides long. RefSeq lists its product as hypothetical. The coding region runs from base 1 to 426 and encodes 141 amino acids. The transcript has 6 exons. The record is from RefSeq and is a predicted model, not a curated record. Lineage: Eukaryota; Fungi; Basidiomycota; Tremellomycetes; Tremellales; Cryptococcaceae.